UUACAGCUAAAACAUGGCACGUACAAAGCAAACCGCCCGUAAAUCAACUGGAGGAAAGGCUCCACGAAAGCAGCUGGCUACAAAAGCAGCCCGCAAAAGUGCGCCCUCUACAGGUGGUGUGAAGAAGCCCCAUCGUUACAGGCCUGGAACUGUUGCCCUGCGUGAAAUUCGCCGCUACCAGAAAUCAACCGAGCUGCUGAUCCGCAAGCUCCCGUUCCAGCGACUCGUGAGAGAGAUUGCUCAGGAUUUCAAGACUGAUCUGAGGUUCCAGAGUGCUGCCAUAGGGGCCCUGCAGGAAGCUAGCGAGGCCUAUUUGGUUGGUCUGUUUGAAGAUACUAAUCUCUGUGCCAUCCAUGCCAAGCGUGUGACCAUCAUGCCCAAAGACAUCCAGCUUGCCCGCAGGAUACGAGGGGAGAGGGCAUAGACGCACGUGGAAACUAUUUUUUAGUAAACGCCGUAUAUAUUACUUUGGUUUUAUUUCGUGUUUAUUUUAUAUAAAUCUGUAUUUUUAUCUUACAACCAUUCCAUCUGUCAGGGUGAAUGCUUAUGAUCAAGGCUGCCCUUUGUUGCCUGCAGAAAGCAGGGACUUCAAUGUAGGACAGCAGGUGCUUUUUUGCUAUUUGUAUGAUGUUCCAGGGUGCUUUGCAGCCAA
Messenger RNA from Nanorana parkeri, 652 nucleotides. RefSeq names its product histone H3.3. The transcript is spliced from 3 exons. Gene Ontology annotation, molecular function: protein heterodimerization activity; structural constituent of chromatin; DNA binding. Gene Ontology annotation, cellular component: nucleosome. NCBI's taxonomy places the organism in Eukaryota, Metazoa, Chordata, Amphibia, Anura, Dicroglossidae. The record is from RefSeq and is a predicted model, not a curated record. Bases 14 to 424 code for a protein of 136 amino acids.